Messenger RNA from Paramisgurnus dabryanus, 1303 nucleotides. RefSeq names its product ferritin, lower subunit. Gene Ontology annotation, cellular component: cytoplasm. Gene Ontology annotation, biological process: intracellular iron ion homeostasis; iron ion transport. The record is from RefSeq and is a predicted model, not a curated record. NCBI's taxonomy places the organism in Eukaryota, Metazoa, Chordata, Actinopteri, Cypriniformes, Cobitidae. Gene Ontology annotation, molecular function: ferrous iron binding; ferric iron binding.
UCGCUGUAUAAGAGCUGUGGGUCUGUGUGAAAAACAGCACGUGAGUAUAAACUGGCUGAUGUGUAUCAAUGGAUUAAAGCUUCUCUGCUUUACCUCGAUUUGCAUUUGAAACACAACAGUGCUGAAGAACAAAGAAAUGUCUCUUGUCAGGCAGAAUCUUCACCAGCAUAAUGAAGCAAACAUCAACAAACUAAUAAAUUUAAAACUAUCUGCCUCUUACGCUUAUCUGUCUCUGGGUAUGUAUUUUGACAGGGAUGAUGUGGCUCUACCCAAUUUCUCCAAGUUUUUCCUGGAGCGCUCCGAGAAGGAGAGGGAGCAGGCUGAGCACCUGCUGCAGUACCAAAACAGACGAGGAGGACGAAUCCUUCUUCACAACAUCGCGAAACCCACUCGUGAUGACUGGAGAGGAGGUAUGGAUGCCAUCACUUUUUCUCUAGACUAUCAGAAAUCUCUCAACAGAUCCUUACUGGAGAUUCAUCAAACAGCUGCUGAAAACUCUGAUCCUCAUCUAUGUGACUUUCUAGAGAGCCACUUUUUGACAGACAGCCAUGAAACCAUUAAGAUAAUGGGUGACCAUGCAGGCAGUCUGAGUCGUCUUGUCUCCUCUGAUCCACAUGGCAAGAUGGGAGACUAUCUGUUUGAUAGGCACACGCUGUGAUGUGCUCCACAGUGAAACUGUUUGAUUACUUUAGUAACCUUUCAGUAUUAUAUUGAACAUUCAAGAGUUGAUAAAGUCACAAAUAUUUUUGACACCACACUUUAAUGUACUUUCAUAUAAGUGGAAAAAUACUGUGAUCGUAACUUAUGACUGCCAUUAUAUGUCUUUAUACCUCAAACAUCCAAACUGUUAUAAAUUGUUUUACUUGAAGUCAGUAAAGCAGAUUUUGUUGUUCAUAAUUGCAUACAGUUUACAUUUUCACAGUUUGGUUGUAACCAAAUUUGGUUGUAAGUACUUAUUUCUUUGUAUGUUCAAUUUUGUCUAGAGGUAAUACAGCUUAUUAAAAUCUUCUAGCGUUCCUUACAGUUGUUUGUCUUCAUAAUAACUAGACACUGAUCAGAACCUAUGCUAAAGUUCCUAACUAACAGUAAACCCCUGUACACUUUUAGUCUAUAAAUCACUUCAAAACUAUAUGAUGACCUUACAUUUAACUAAACUUUUUUUUAUUUUAUUUUAAAUAUUUUGAUGAAUUAUACUCAAACUUAUCAGAUAUUGAAUUUGCUUAUGAUUUUGACUAGUAUAAGUAGUCUCAUUUACUGUAGUUAAAGCAUGAAUGUAAUUCUGAAGAAACUUGAAAAUAAUCUA